AUGGUGGAAGAUUGCCCAAGUCACAGCUCCAGUGAGCAGGACGCCUUGCUCCAGAAACUUCAGGCUCUCUGGGCAUGGAGAGACAUGGAAAAGCUCCGGGAAGAAAUGCGCCUGGGCUUUGCCAGCCUGUGCGACCCAUUGGCGUGGCUCCUGGAUGUGCUGGAUUGCUGUGGGGACUGGAGAGGGCCAGGCUUGCUGACCCACAUUGUCCGCGAGCUGCAGGGCUGGAUAAAGAGCCAUGCCAGUGAUCAGCCGUCUGGCUUAAAGCUGAAGGCGCUGCAGGCCCGUCUCUUUCCCGUGCUCACCCGGUGCAAUGUCAGCCUGAUGCAGCCCCUGAUCAGCAUCUAUCAGCUCCACACCGCAGACCGCCAGCAUUUGCUGUGCUUCGUUAGCCAGCUCUGCCAACAGGGGAAGUUCAAAGAGGCUGCUACUUUAAGUAUAAAACUGAAACUUCAACCAGACCUGGAAUUUGAGAAGAUGUGCGUUCCGUUGCUGCUUCAGGACAAAAUAGAACUCGUCGAAGCUUACGUGGAAGGCAGCCCUGAGCGGCAGCAGAGCCUCUUGCGACUCCUGGACUCGUGGUCCAUGCCAGGCUUCCAGGCCAAAGACCUGGCAAGACAGUAUCAAGCCCUGCCUGGCAAGUGGCCGGAGAAGAUCAACUGCAGGAGGAUGCAUAAAAUGGCCUUCCGGUUGCUGGACAGAUACAGCCUGGGCCCAGAGCUUUGUCCCCAUAUUCUCAACCAGCGACACCUGGGCACUUUGAAAUACCUACUCCACAAGAGAUUUGUUGAGAAAUCCAUGACGCAAGAAAACUGGGCAGAUCACAUCCAGGGCAUCGUCCAGGACAACCGGUGGCUGCAAGAGCAGCUGGUGCAACUCCUGGCCCGUUACGCUGGCCUGGGGGUUGCUGCCCAGUGGGCCCGGCACUACAGCCUCCUCAGGGACAGCUUGCCGCCUGGCCUGGCAGACAGGAUGGAAGAGCCGGCCGGCCUGGAGAGGGACGAUGCUUCAGAGCAGACCCCUUGGGACAGCACAAAGGAGGGCUGCUAUCGGCUCCCCGUGUCAAGGGGAGACAUCCUUUUCUUAUCAACCUGGGAAGAGGUGAUGGCGUGCCAGGAACAGGUGCUCCAGCCUGGCCAGGUCGUUGGCAUUGACAUGGAAUGGCGCCCCUCGUUCAGCACCAUCGGAGGGAAGCCGCGGGUCUCCGUUGUUCAGCUGGCGAUUUGGGGCCACGUCUUCCUCUUGGACAUGCUGCAGCUGCUCCGGCAAGGGGAACGGGGGGCGCAGGCUGCUCUCUGUGGCUUCUUCCAGACUCUCCUGGCCGACCCAGCCAUCGUGAAGCUAGGCUAUGGGAUGUCAGGAGACCUGCGUAACCUCAUAGCAACCUGUGGCAUUUCCAGAGAUGUGGACCUGCAACUCUGUGGAAUUCUGGACCUCCAGCUGAUACACCAAAAGUUGCCCAAGCGCUCCAAGAAGAGCUGCCAGCCACCACUGGACCCCUGGCAGGCGAAGGACAAGGCCUGGGGGAGCAGGCCACCCGAGAAGGGGCUCAGUCUGCUAGUGCAGGAGGUCCUGGGCAGACCCCUCAACAAGACAGAGCAGCUGUCCAACUGGGAGAAGAGGCCCCUUCGGGAGACGCAAAUCCUUUACGCAGCCUCUGAUGCCUACUGCUUGCUGGAGGUGCAUGCAAAGUUGUUGAAGGACCCGGCUGCCUUCGGCCUGAGCGCCGAUGUGGUGGUGGUGAUGAGGAAAGCCGGAGAAAGCCCCAAGGCGAAAGCAGGGAAGCUGCCCAGGGAGCCGGAGAGGCCAGCAUCCGUCCUGGAAGAGGCCCCCAGAGCUUCAGUUGGCAUCCUGGUGCAAGACUUCCGCGUGGUCUGCGACAACAUGCUGCAGGGCCUGGGGCGAUCCCUGCGCUGCCUCGGGGUGGACGUCCGGAUCCUGGGGAACGAUGAGGAGCACCGGAGGGCAGCCGAGAUUGCCAGGGAAGAGAAUCGAGUGAUUUUAACCUCUGGCCUUCCAUUUCAUUCGCUGCGGUCCCAAGUAGGCGAAGGUCAGUGUUUCUCGGUCAGCUGCUCGGAGAAGGCCAGGGACCAAGCCCUGCAGGUCCUGAAGCACUUCAACGUCCGGGUGGCCCUGGCUGAUGUUUUCAGCCGCUGCCAGGCCUGCAACUGCAGCCGGUACGUGAAGGUCUCGAAGGAGAGGAUGGCGCUGCUGAGGAAGCAGAGUGGCUGCUGGACGGGGGAGGACGGAGAGGCCUGUCUGGGAGAUCCUGGCCCCACCGCCACCGUGGAGCCCCCAAGUCAUCAACCUGCCUGCAGUCCCAGAUGGGAGGGGCUGGAAGCGGCGGGCCCAGGGGACGAACCCCCCCUGCUGCCCACCGGCAUCCGCUUGAGAGUUGAGGCCGUCCCACCCGGGGUGCUGUCCAAGGAAGAGCCGGACUGCUUCUACUGCUGCAGCCAGUGCGGCCAGGUCUUCUGGGAGGGCUCCCACCUGGGCCGCCUGGUCUCCCAGUUCAGGGAGGUGCUGGACCUGCCGGAAGAGAGCUGAACUGGGGCCGGGGCUUGUCCGUGGGCUCUGCUCAGGAAUGGGGAGGGUCCCAGGGCCCCUCAAAGCC
Protobothrops mucrosquamatus (brown spotted pit viper) is the source of this 2614-nucleotide messenger RNA. RefSeq names its product exonuclease 3'-5' domain containing 3 (gene EXD3). The transcript is spliced from 20 exons. The record is from RefSeq and is a predicted model, not a curated record. Gene Ontology annotation, molecular function: nucleic acid binding; 3'-5' exonuclease activity. Bases 1 to 2547 code for a protein of 848 amino acids. NCBI's taxonomy places the organism in Eukaryota, Metazoa, Chordata, Lepidosauria, Squamata, Viperidae. Gene Ontology annotation, biological process: nucleobase-containing compound metabolic process.